Meriones unguiculatus (Mongolian gerbil) is the source of this 5098-nucleotide messenger RNA. It is a transcript of the gene Fam168b, whose product is annotated as family with sequence similarity 168 member B. Lineage: Eukaryota; Metazoa; Chordata; Mammalia; Rodentia; Muridae. The transcript has 8 exons. The coding region runs from base 221 to 862 and encodes 213 amino acids. The record is from RefSeq and is a predicted model, not a curated record.
CGGCCGGCGCGCGGCGGGCGGAAGUGAGGUCGCGGGCUGCGGUGUGUGCGCAGCGUCGGCGGUAGCGCGGGCCGCGGCACGGCGGGCGGGAGGCAGCGCGGGCCUAGCGGUCGACCGCCACCGAGCGUUGUCCGGGCCCUGCCCGUCGCCGAGCCACACGCCGUGCCCGCUCGGGCCGGCGCGCGCCGGUCCCGGAGGCGCAGGCCACCUUCCUGAAAUCAUGAAUCCUGUUUAUAGCCCUGGGUCUUCUGGGGUUCCCUAUGCAAAUGCCAAAGGAAUUGGAUAUCCAGCUGGUUUUCCUGUGGGCUAUGCAGCAGCGCCUGCCUAUUCACCUAACAUGUACCCCGGAGCAAAUCCCACCUUCCAAACAGUGCUGGAGAUUGAACCCAGAGUCUUGCACAUGUUAGGCUACACUCCUGGCACACCUUACAAAGUGUCCUGUUCCCCAACCAGCGGAGCUGUGCCACCAUACUCCUCCUCCCCGAAUCCUUACCAGACGGCCGUGUACCCAGUGAGAAGUGCCUACCCCCAGCAGAGCCCGUAUGCCCAGUUGUCUCUGUUUUCCCCACAGCAAGGCACAUACUAUACACAACCUCUGUAUGCAGCACCCCCUCACGUCAUUCACCACACCACGGUGGUGCAGCCCAAUGGCAUGCCAGCAACGGUCUACCCUGCUCCCAUCCCUCCCCCCAGAGGCAGCGGGGUCACCAUGGGCAUGGUUGCUGGGACCACAAUGGCCAUGUCAGCAGGUACCCUGCUGACUGCUCAUUCUCCAACUCCUGUAGCCCCUCACCCGGUUACUGUCCCCACAUACCGAGCCCCAGGAACACCCACCUACAGCUAUGUGCCCCCUCAGUGGUGAUUACCCUGCAAACUAAUAUUUGAGGAUGGAGCUGUGCAGUCACUUCAUUGAGUUCCACAGCUGGUGCUGCAGGCCUUGUGCCUCCAACCAGGACUUUCUUCUUAAUGCUCUCGACACUUAGCUAAACACAACUGCGUCCCAGCCCAGCAGGUCCCAGCUCGCUAGUCUCCAACUAACUCUGUGGGUUGGUUUUAAAGCAAAUCCUGUUUUGUGGACUGCCUGGCAAAUUUUUUAGCUAAUUGUAAUGAUAAAAAGGGAGUAUUACUCUAUUCUGAAUUAUAUCUAGUUGAAUGCAUGUUUUAAAACAAACACAAAAACAAAGCUUGCUCAAUCUACCUGCAGUGAGUGAUGCAAAAACAUCAUAUGCAAAACCCAAAGGACUGGACUGUGUUCUACAGCCUGUGUCACUCGCGCACUCCUGUAAUGUAUGCUGAGGCUCAAAGUUAGACAUGUGCAACUGAAUGUCCCUAUUGAAGCAUCUGGAGUACUGGAGGGGAUUCUUGGGGUACUGGGGACACAGAUUUGUAGUUUUAGCAGCCUGGUUUUUGCCACUGACAAAAAAUCCUGGGAGGAGCUGCAGGAACUUGGAGAGAGUGUGAGCCUGCGGUGGCUGCAGACAGCCACAGCAGCGGGGAUUGUAGGGUCCCUCUCCUUCACUCCAGCUAGCGUGUGCUCUGGGAAGCAGGGGUGCACCUGAAGCUCUCUGGGAAGGUGGGCGCUGGGUGGUAGUACAGCUGGGAUGGAGGCUUGUCUGUGUGUCAGUAGAGCAGUGUCUGCCAUCUGAGUCUCCACUGUAUGUCUUACAGGAGAAUGUCUUGUGUAUCUGUUGGGAAAGACCAGUGUAGAACUGAACUGUCUUCCUAGGAGGGGAGACAUCAGAGAGAAGCCGCCACACUGAGGUGGUAUUGUCUCUUGCUUUAUUUCGCUUAAGGAACCAUUUUUCCCCCCUUGAGAAAUAAUUGAGUCAGCUAAAAGCACCGGAGGUGCUGUUUUCAUCCCAUGAAGAAGGGCAGGACUUCAGCUGUGUGCUGUGGAGAAUGUUGUAUAUUUAAGACUGGCUAAAAGGGAAUAAGUGUAUUUUUAACUUAGUUCCUCAUGUUUCUUGUAGAGAAACAGGACUGUGAUUAUGUCUAAAAAUGUAGAAAUAAUGUAGCUUGUCCUGGGUCAUUCACCUGUCCUCUGUGACCUACAAAGCCUGCAGAAGUGGUCUGAGCCUCUUUUGCCACCUUUUUCUGUAGCUGAAGGCACUCAGUACCAAGCAAAUGUGGAAAGUAGAAAGGGCUAGGCAGUUUUGGGAUGCACUUGCCUGUCAGGAUCUGUUGUGGGAAAGGUUUUGCGUGUGUAACUGAGUGUGUACAUAAGAAAUCAAGAGGUUCUUUUUUGCCUGGAUACACACCCAGCUUGAAUCUGUGAGCCAUUCUAUUCAGUGUGGGUCAGAAGGGCGGGAGGGCCUCUGGGGUCUGUGGAGUGGGUUUUUAUUGUUUUCAACUCCAUUGAAUUGCUGGGGCUUUGGUUGGACGGGAUGCUUGUCUCUGGCAGCUAGGCCAGGGCCUCCAUGUUGGUUGGCGGUCGUCUCAGUAGCAGACAACUUGGCUAGAGGGUGAAUCACCUGAAUAGCGAGCCUUUGGUAACGUUAUUUUUAUAGUAAUGUUCUCCAUAAUUUUUUUUAGCAUUUUUAAAAAAGUUUAGGAAGAUGUCUGCAUGGAUCAGUGUAAACAGAAAAUUCCUCAUUCCUAAUGUCCAUGAACAUAGAAUAUUUACUGAUGAGUAUGUUGAAUUGCCUCAUGAGCACUUAGUGUCAGUGUGUGAUUGUGUUUGAGUGUGUGUGUGUGAGAUGUAGGGGGGAGCAAGAAAGCACACAGUGCACAGAGCUGGAAGCAUUUGCUGUAGUCACACAGCUUGUCUCUGUACUUCAUGUUGGAAUCCCCAUCUCUGUGAUGGAGGUUUCCCUGAACUCAGCAGACAGAAGGGGGUUUGCCCAGGUGAAUAAUCACAGAUCACUAGGACAAAUAAAUGUACCUGUGAUUUUCACAUGUGUUGGAAAAAGUCCCCUCACCCAUCCCCAAGUAAACAUACCUGUUUCCCCACCUAUAAAGGGUAGAGUUGUUUGCCUGCAGCAUGAAGUCACCAAGUCUUUGGGCCUGCUUGCAGCUGCACACAGUGUGUGUGUGUUUCCACAGGCUCUGAGUUCUCAGGAGAAAGAAGAGUGGGAUCGCAGCCGCUCCUGCUGAUUACAUCAGCUUUACACACUUGCCCUCGAUCUGUUAAAAACUCGUUCUGUUUCUUUCAAAUUGAGUGACUAACAAAUACUUCUGCGUUGUACAACUCAUCUGUGUGGAAAUCUUUUCUGUUUUGAAGCUCUGGGGUCUUCAGCUGUGAAAUCUGGUAAAGAGCUUACCUAUCAGAUGGAAAUCUUGGCAUGUGGAUAGUAGCAGACUGUCAAGAGGUGGUGAUUUCAACAGCAUUCAGUUUCAGCAAAAUUACGGGGCAGAACUUGGUCAGUAUUUUGUUACAUGGCUGCAUAGGUAUCCCAAAAAUAUCAAGGAACAUUCCAAGAAAGUGUGCUUUUUAUGUCUGUGACAUUCCUGACUAGAGUCCUUAAGUUGAAUUCUUUUUGAAGACAGGAAGGCAAAGAGUUGUGAACAUUGCCAUCUUUGUUAAUACAUACAAUAAUACAUUCUCUGCUGCCUUCCCUGAGGCUAGGGAGCUUUCUUCCUCUGCCGCAGUUGAAACCUCUGUAGAGUUGUGGAAUGAUGAGGAAUCUCUGACCUCCCUGACUCUUGAGAAGUCAGACCACCAUCAGGAUUGGGCCAGUUAGGCUGCAGGCAUGGAAGUGCUCUUCCAGAGCUUUUGUCUCCUGUCUUGUUUUCCUUGGAAGAACCAUUCUGAGGGUUCUGGCCUGCCAGUUACCAUUAUGGGUGGCAGCUUUUGAGAGUUUUGCGGAGGCAGUGUUUCCAGCAGGUGGGGCAGUUCCCAGUUCUGGAUUGGCUGCUGAGUCUCCUGCCUUUCCUCAGCUAUGCACCUGGCAUCUUAUUGCAUUUGUUUGUGUUAUUCUGCUGUGACAGGAGGCUGAAGGAGCAGACUGGAUGUUUCUUGGGGACCUGUAACAGUGAAAAGAAACUUAUUCUUGGGGAGGUUUGAGCUCACUGGCUUCUGAGUUGGGCCUUUGUGAGUGUGCCUGUAGUUGGGAGAUGCUGGCAAGUGCCAACCUUAAAGGGCCUGCUUCAAAUGUCCUCAGCUCUCCUUCCUAAUGUUGCAGUACAGUAGUUCUGACUGAAGGGCCACCUACUCUCACACAGCAGCUGAUAUCUGUAGUUGUGGUAUACCUGCUACUGCUGGGUGGCGCAGAACUUUCCAGGGCGCAGUGGCAAUUGUGGCAGCUGCUGUUCCUUUCCUCUGGUGCUUUCUGAGGGCUACUGGGGGGCAGGAGAGCAGCUGGCUGACCCGUGGAGUGCAGAACUUACACUCGUGUCCCACACACCGCCCAGGUCUUCGUAGCUCCUGAGUUGCUUACUCCACCCAGUGCUCUGUGUUUGAUGGAGUGAUACCCAGAGAGGAUGCUGUGAUCUCAGUAGGAACAGUGAAAUUAAUUCCCCAUGUCUUGGACGAUUCCUCUCUUCCCUGGCCCCUUCCUGUUCAUUUAAAGAGAAGAAACCCUGUGGAAUACAUCUUAGUAGAAUUAUGGGAUGGGCGGCAGCAGCUUUUCUGUUCAGGGACUGCAGUAUUUCUACGUGAGCUGUGAGGACCUGAUGGUAUCCAAGCAGCUCCCAGGGAAGGGCAGUGGGUGGGUCUGGUGCAGACUGUGGACAGUGUAAGAGACCAGUUAGGUCAGAUUGGGCUCUGGCUCCCAGCAGGGCUGUUGUGGCAGCUGGAGGCCCCAAGGAGCCUGCGAGGCUAUGACUGAACAGAAAAGGUUCUUUUUUAAAACUUUUAUUUUUAAAUACUCUUUUUUUACACUGUUUUCUUGGUACUUUUUUUAUGCUUAAGUCAGCGUCGUCUUCCAGUGUUCCAGGCAUCCCUUGCCUCUUCAUUGAACUUAAGUGUCAAUACAAAGGAACGGGCAGACUGUCCAUCCCCAGCCAGUUCAAUUAGGUGUAAAUUCAUACUGUUUUAAUUUUUUAUGCAAUCUGAUGAGUAGAUGAGCUCAGAUUUAAAAUCCUUAAAAGCACGUUUAUUGUAACAGGAAUUGUUAUGUAUUAAUACUGCAGUUUUCAAUAAAGAUUGACUUGUGUUGCA